AUGCCCGAAGAGCAAAACCCCCCCCUCGAGCUCCGCGGCGGCAGAAGCAGAAGCAACUCAACCCCCGCCGGCUUUUUAUCUCGCUUCUUCCGCCCCCAUCAACAACAACAACAACAACAACAACAACCUUCCUCCUCCUCACACCACCAUCACCGAUCUCGCCGCUCCCACCAUCAAGACCCCUCCCCCCCACCAUCAUCAUCCUCCCACAACCACCACCCAUCUUCCAAACCAAAACAUAAAUACCCCCCCAACCCCAACCCCUCCACAGACCACGUCUACGACAUCCCCCUCAACAAAAAGCCCUCUCCUCGCCACCGCAACCCCUUCUUCCGCCCCCGCCCCCCCAAACCCAAGCACAAAAAAUCCCCCUCCAGCAACAUCGGCACCCCCCCAGGAAAGAAACGCUCCCUCUCCAAAGCCGGCUCAAGAAUCUCCACCUCCACCAAACCAGCCAAAACCCGUCUAACCCUAGACCUCAAACCCCUCCUCGACUCCAACCCCUCCUUCCUCAAGCUCUCCUUCCAGUUCCGGUCUUCUUCCGGUGGGUUGGCAGUCGACCGAGUAGAGCGGUUCAUCCGAGACGAACUCAAGUCUGAGAAACAAGCCGUGGUCAAAUUAUUCACCUCCUCGGGAAAACAACUAGAAACCGGCGCCCAAAUCCCGUCUUCACGUGGCAGGUCGUCACGGGUGACGGUUUGGUACCGACUCGUGGAUGACAACAACAACAACAACAACAACAACACCCCCCCAACAACAAAAUGGGAGUUUUCCAUUUGCAUCAACAACACCCAAAAGAUGGAACUCAACAAACUCAUUGAAGAGGACGGCGCAACAGUGGGGGAGGUGAGGAGACAAAUAGCGGGUUACCUUGGGAUUAAAGAGCCAAGAAGGAUAAGGCUGUACGCCGACGAUGGGAUGUUUCACGGGUUCCUCCAGGGGGAGGGGUGGGUGUUGCGGGAGUUGGGGAAGAGGUGGCUGACGAGGUAUCUGGCGGUUCAUGUCCGGCACAGGGAGGGUUGGGUGGAGGUGAGGCUGAAGGGGUGGGGGAAUGAGAGGGCGGGAAGGAGGUAUGUUGUUCAUCCGGGGAGUGGGGAGGGGAAGUGGACUGUGAGGGAUUUGAAAGCAAAUUUUGUGACGGGGGGGUUGGUUAACGUCACUGAGGGGAGGGGGAGGAGUCGGUUGUCGAGGAAGGGGUUGUUGGGAUCGGGGGGGUUGAGGGUGAGGUUUGAUGGGAGGAGGGUGGGGGAGACCGAAGGGGUGGUUUGGGGUGGGGUUUACGAGGUUGAGUUUGGGGGGGUGGAAGAAGCAGAAGUUUUUGCUGGGGAGGAGGGGUGGUUGUUGAGGGAGACGGAGAGCUGCGAUGUUUGUGUUGAGGGGAGGAGGGUGACGGAUUUCCCGGUUAGGGUUGUUGCUGGGGGGUGUAAAGGGCAUAAGCCGCCGCUUUGCGAGGAGUGUUUGGGCCGGUGGUUGGUGGAGAGUAUGGAGGCGGGGAGGUGGAAGAGGCUGAAGUGUCCAGACACGGACUGCUCAGCUGUCCUGGGACAUCACGAUGUCAAGCGGUACGCGACAAGAGAGGUUUUUGAGCGGUAUGACCGGUGGUUGCUGAGGGAUGCACUGGAGCAGACGAAGGGGUAUGUCCAGUGCGUCACUGUGGGCUGUGAGUAUGGUUGUGUGGUUGGGGAUCAGGAGGCGUGUCCUACCUUUAACUGCAGGAAGUGCAAGGGCAGCCACUGUAUCAAGCACAACGUCUCCCAUCCCGAGGAAACAUGCAAGCAAUACCGAAGGAGACAAAAAGAUAAAAAAGAACAGGAGGAAGCCUCGGAAAGGGAAGUGGCCGGGAUGACCAAGGAUUGCCCCAAAUGCGGGAGGAGAGGCACCGGUCUUCUCCUCUGCCGUCACAACGAAGGCUGCACCGAAGGCCCUCUCCCCGGCGCCGAGCUCUUCAAUGAUGAUGGCACCCUUCGAGAUCCAACCGGGCAGCGACUUCCACAUCGUCCGUUCUUUCACCGGCCGGUCAUUCCUGCCGAUAUCCCAGGUGUUGCUCCACAGGGUGUGCCUGGCAUGCCUGGAGCAGCGUGGCUCUUUCCUCAUCUUCAGAGACGUAACAGGCAGCCUGAAGCACCAGUUGCUCCCGCACCCGCUGCCCCGGAGGAGCCACCCGCGCCUGCACCGGAACCCGGAGACAGAGACCCGCCCAUGAUGACGGGGGCAAAUCCGGGGUUGGUGAGGGGAACUCCUCCUCCGUGGGCGCCGGGGAUGGCCGGAGCGAGGCCGAGGAUGAGAGGUACUGGAGCGGAGGCGGCGAGACGAGCAAGGGGGUUGGGCUUUCAUGUUUAG
This is a messenger RNA of Podospora anserina S mat+, 2340 nucleotides long. RefSeq lists its product as uncharacterized. NCBI's taxonomy places the organism in Eukaryota, Fungi, Ascomycota, Sordariomycetes, Sordariales, Podosporaceae. Gene Ontology annotation, molecular function: zinc ion binding. The coding region runs from base 1 to 2340 and encodes 779 amino acids. The transcript is spliced from 2 exons. The record is from RefSeq and is a predicted model, not a curated record.